AUGAAUACGCAGAAAUCAUUGCAAACCAGUGCCUUAUCGAAAGAGCCUAAGCUACUAAAUGUUGCAUUUAACCAAGAUCAGUCAUGUUUUGCAAUUUGCUCAGAAAAAGGGUUUCAGGUUUUUUCGACGUAUCCGAUGGAGAUGAAGAUGGAAAGGGACUUCACUCUGACGGGGCGCCGACUUACUCACGAUGAGGAGACGGGGAGUGGGCAUUGGAAAGAGGCAGAUACUGCCGUGAAAUCUAGCACAACUGGAAUUGGCAUAAUAAAAAUGUUAUACAAGACAAACUAUGUUGCACUAGUCGGUGGUGGCAAAAAGCCUCGGUUUCCACUAAACAAGUUAUGUAUUUGGGAUGACCUCAAAGAAAAAAAUUCGAUUAUUCUUGAGUUCACAACGCCGAUCUUGAACGUGCAUUUAUCAAGAACACAUAUAAUAGUACUUCUAAAGAACAUGGUUUUGGUAUAUUCCUUCAAGCUGAAACCGGAUUUGAUUUUUUCAUUUGACACAAUCGACAAUUACUCUGGUGUAUCAGAUCAUGCCAUCACGGAGAACUCCUCGAUACUUGUUUUCCCAUGCCGAAACUCUGGACAGUUACACAUUGUUGACAUCUUGAACAAAAAGAAGAACUCAAGUGAGGGAGACGAGGAUAAAAAGACCGUUUCCUUGAUCAAGGCUCAUAAGAAUCCGAUCCAGUGUGUGUGUUUGUCGCCAUCGGGGAAGAUGGUUGCGAGUGCCUCGGACAUUGGUACGAUCAUCCGGGUACACGACACUAGAAGCUGUGCGCUACUUUAUGAGUUUCGGAGAGGUCUGGAUAAUGCGAUCAUUACAGACAUGAAGUUCUCCCCCAAUGGUAUGAAAUUGGCUGUUUUGAGCGAUAAAAAUACGCUGCAUAUCUACCAUGUAUAUGGGGACGAAGUUAAUGGGAAAAACAAGACGCAUAUUUUGAAAGACCUGCCCUUGUUCCCAAAUUACUUCAAAAGUACGUGGAGCUUUGUCUCUAAGGACGUGGGAAACAAAAAUGACGUCAUUAACGACGUGGGGACGCUGGGAUGGGCAGACGACGAGUCCGUCAUAAUAAUAUGGAAGUUCAGAGGCAUAUGGGAAAAGUACGACAUAAUUAUCAACAACUCGAUAGAGCACAACAAGGGGUCCAGGUGGCAAAUCGUGAAGGAAGGGUGGCGGAGUGUGUGCUGA
Pichia membranifaciens NRRL Y-2026 is the source of this 1194-nucleotide messenger RNA. RefSeq lists its product as hypothetical. Gene Ontology annotation, cellular component: phagophore assembly site membrane; cytosol; extrinsic component of membrane. The transcript has a single exon. Gene Ontology annotation, biological process: protein localization to phagophore assembly site; nucleophagy; autophagy of mitochondrion. The coding region runs from base 1 to 1194 and encodes 397 amino acids. The record is from RefSeq and is a predicted model, not a curated record. Gene Ontology annotation, molecular function: phosphatidylinositol-3,5-bisphosphate binding; phosphatidylinositol-3-phosphate binding; protein binding. NCBI's taxonomy places the organism in Eukaryota, Fungi, Ascomycota, Pichiomycetes, Pichiales, Pichiaceae.